This is a messenger RNA of Mustela lutreola (European mink), 9784 nucleotides long. It is a transcript of the gene MAP10, whose product is annotated as microtubule associated protein 10. NCBI's taxonomy places the organism in Eukaryota, Metazoa, Chordata, Mammalia, Carnivora, Mustelidae. Gene Ontology annotation, cellular component: midbody; mitotic spindle pole; mitotic spindle midzone. The coding region runs from base 931 to 3669 and encodes 912 amino acids. The transcript has a single exon. Gene Ontology annotation, biological process: mitotic spindle midzone assembly; positive regulation of cytokinesis; cytoplasmic microtubule organization. The record is from RefSeq and is a predicted model, not a curated record. Gene Ontology annotation, molecular function: microtubule binding.
UCACAAAUGCCUCUUCUGUCACCCGUUUCUCCUCUCCACUGACCCUGACCAAGUUCAAGCCACAGCCCUCCCUCACCUGACCCCCAGGACUGCCUCCCAGCAGGGUGCUCCGAAUUCAGUGCGUUCUUAGAAGAAUCCGUCCUUUGUAUUCGUGUAACUACGUGUCUGAACACGUGACGGGCGCACACGUCCUCCUUCGGAGCAGCUUAGGCGAACAGUCCUUACACGUCGCUCAAAACUCUCCGUGUCAGCAGCCUUCGUUCCAGGCCGCGGGCCACUCGCGGAGAGCGGUGUGUGUCCCCGAACACCUGCAGGAGCGCCCUCAGAUCUCCUCCCCCGGCUGUGUGUGCACGUGCACAGGUACCCGUUUCGUUACACGGGGUCGUUAUCGUUAAUUCCAUACCGGGGGCUGCUCAAUGCAAGUGGGACCACAGCCGCCGUGCCCCAUAAUUUACCCGGACAGAGGCUGCGCGCCGCUUGCAAGCAGCGUCCCGGUCGUUUGGGUGGGCGGCAGCCAGGAAGCCCCCCGGGAGUUAACUGCUCGCUGCCGCCCUCGGCUCCGCAAGGGGAGUCCGCAUUGACCUUCCGUUUUCCUCGGACUGGACCUGACCUCAAAACUGCAGGGGAUCGGCACGGGUAAAAACGCGGACAAAACAAAGGAAGAAGAAGUCUGAUUUCUUGCCACCACAUUACCAUGCCUCGGUAUGACACGUAAUUGUGUUAACACUGAAACCUGGAAAGCAAAAGCACGUCGCGCAGGGAUAAGUCCCAGAGCCGCCGCAGUUUAGACCCGCGCGGGGCAGGGGGAGGGUACGGCCUUAAGUCUCGCAGAGAGCAGGCACGAGCGCUGUGGGCUCCCUGUCUCUCGCGAGAACCAAGCUUCGGCUCCGCCCUCCACGGCGUGCGGCCGCGUCUCCAGGGGCAACAGCAAUGGCGGCGCCCUUCUCCGAGCGGCUCUUCUCGCUGGAGCUGCUCGUCGACUGCGUGUGUUUAGAAGUCGGGCUGCUGCCGCCGCCGCCCGUGGUCGCGGUGGAGGAGGAGCAAGAGGAGGCCGGAGAGGAGGAGGAGGAGGCAUCCCCGCCACGGCCAUCGCGCGACUUGUGCCCCGCCGUGGCCUUCCGCCUGCUGGACUUCCCCACGCUGCUGGUUUACCCUCCGGAAGGCCCCGGAGCCCCAGCCCCGGAGCCCCGACCCGGCCUGGUCAGCUUCGGUCGCGGCAAGUCCUGUCUCUUCCGCCUGCACCCCGCCACCCUGCGCCGCCAGCUCCUUCGGACCCCGCUUUACACCUUGCUGUUGCUGCUGCCCCCCGGGCGUCCUACGCCCGCCCCGCAGCUCCUCGGUGCCUGCAGCAUCUCUCUGGCUGCCGCCGCCCACAAGGUCCUGGGGCAGGCCGCCCCCGGCUGCUCCCACGGCCAUCGAGGGAGUUUCCCUCUGCAUAACCAAGUUGGGGAGCGGAUUGGGGACAUUGCCCUGGGCUACCGCUUAACCGAUUUAGGAAGCAGCUUGUUGGGGCAUCUUGAGAGGCCGGUCGCUUCCACGGGAGGUGGGGUGGAGCGCGGAGAGAUCGGUUCCCAGACCCCGCAGGAAAAACAGCAGCCACGCCCAGAGCCAAGAACAAGACAUGGCGACAGUUUUCUCAUGGGUUUAAAAAUCCCAAAAGCACAGAAGGGUUUGGAGGAAGGAGCUUUCCCCAGUAAGACCAACUCUGGUGACACGGUUUCUGUGAAGCAUGGACAAACCAACUCUAUUUGUUCAAAUUCUAGUGGUGUGAGGAGCGUUAGCCCCCCAGAUCAGGAAGUCACAGAGUUAGACAUCGAAACAAACACAUUUUGCCCCCCUCCUCUGUAUUACACUCAUUUGACCCAAGAAAGGAUGCCCCCUGUGCAGGGUACAAUCACCAUUAAGCCUCAGAUAAAUGUACCUGAGGAACCGGAUGGUAUUUGUGUGGAGGAAAACCGUGCAACUGCCCCAAAACAUACUGAUUUUCUGAAACUUACUAAUUCUGGGGCACAUGAAAAUCCUCCAGUGCCCAUAAAUCCUCCGCACGUUCAGGAUGCAGGAGCACGUGACCAAACUUCAGAUCAUGCUCAAACUGAACAAAAUAGAAUUAAUACAAUAAGGCAGCUGCCUUUGUUAAAUGCCUUGUUGGUUGAGUUGUCCGUGUUAUAUAACCAACCUGUGGCAAGCCCUACUCAAAUACAUCCUCACUUAGCCUGGUUAUAUAGAACUGAGGAUAAGAAGUCACCAGAAUCUUCUGCCAAAUGCACAUGUAAAUCUGAAUCUAAGGAUAAGCUUCCUGUGGGGGGAAAUGAAAAGUCAGUGAAUCUUCAGUAUAAAAAGAACCCAGUCGAAAAUCUCAAAAAAGGUAAACAUUUUGAAAAGAACAGUGGUGACCCCCCCAGAAGAGUCCCAAGAGGGAAGCUGCUUUAUGGUUUAACAAAUACACUUAAACUACGUUUAAAGCAGACAAAUCCUGAUAUGUUGGUAGUACAUGAAAGAAGAGAGCAAUAUAGAAAAAUGCAAGCACAAAUGUUGGGUGCAAAACUCAGAAUUCCUUCAUCCAAAGUUAAAGUAUUAAGCUUUGCAGAACAACAUCAGAAGCCACGCCAACUGCCAAAAGACGAGUGUUUGGGAUUAGAUGCAUCUUUUGCUGAAAACAGUGAUACCUCAAAGCAAAUCAGUGGAGUUUUUGAUGACCCUAGCACAACUAAAGAAACUAAACUGAAAUGUGCAACUGAAAAAACUGUAGAUUGUGGUGAACAUAGAACAGAUAAUGGUUUAUUGCAAGAAAUUGUGAGGCCUGCAAAUUCCACUGUCCCACAAGGGGUUAUGCAUGCAAGUAUUUUGGAAGGAAAAGUGGAAAUGAAAGUCCAAAGUCCAUGUGUUUUCCAACAAGUUGCAGUUAUUGACAGAAUUGUAGUGGAUAAAGAAAUGGAAGAUAAACAGGUCAAAACCACUGAUGAUGACAUUCUUAUUGAUGAUGUUGGUGAAUAUAAACCAUGUAAAAAUAGUUGCUCUGAAAGCAUCUCAGAACUCAAGUAUUCCGAUGACUUCACCAGCCCUUGCUCUUCUGAAGAUUUCUCUACCUCUGAGGACACUAGCAGAAUUUUACAAACUCAUGAUAGCAGUCCUGGGUCAGAAAAUCCAAAACAUAAUCAAUAUACAAGUAAAUCUAGUGAAGCAAUACUGUCCACAAGAAAAAACAGCAGUGAAAAGAGUUCUGUUCUUAGCCCGCCUUUUUCAGCUGGGUUGCCAGUAUACGCAUGUAAAAGAUCUCAUAUUUCAAAGAUUAAAGAUAAAAGUUUGGAGGAAACGUCUAGUAUCUCUACCAGUGAUUUAUCUUCAUCACAUUGGACUGAGGAGAAAGAAAACCAGAUAGAUCGAAACAGUAUGCAUAAUACUGAAGUUCUAAAGAGGGGUCAGGACAUCCCUACUAAACUUAAAACAAGAACUGGUUGCAAGUCUUCAGAAAAAAGCCAGUCACCUCGGACAUCGCAAGUGAGUACUUAUCUGCCAUCUAACUUGUCGGACCUGGAACUUAAUGUCCUGGACAGCAGUGCACCAGAUCACUUUGAUGAAGAUGAUGAAGUUGCCUCACUAAGUAUUUCCAAGCAAUGCAAGGAUAUUUGCGAAUUAGUGAUAAAUAAACUUCCAGGAUAUACAGUGUGAAAAUACGUGCUUUUAAAAAACAUUUUAUUUUUGUAUAACCUAUGUGUACCGUUAGUGAAACAAUUUUUAAUUAUUUUUUACAUUAUUUUAGUACAUAAAUUACAUGGGUAAUUUUUAAAGAAAUAUGUUAUUUUGAUGUCUAGAUAGUAUUUAUUAAGUUGAACAGUAUUAAUCAUAAAAUCACCUUAUAAUCUAGGUAAGAUUGAAGUUGUUUAAUCUUAGAAGAAUAAAAGUAUCUUUCUAAACUCUCUGAAAAAAUCAGUCAUCCUAAAGCAGACUUCAGGCACACCAUUAAAAAUGAAGCCUAGUUAAUAAGGAUAAUCUCAGAUUCUAACGGGAAUAAAUCAUUUGACAAAUAUCGAAGAACUUACUGUGUGAGAUACAGAAAGGUACAAAAAUGUUUAACAUACAGCCCCUGUAGGUAAAGCUUACUGUUUUACACAUAUAUGAAUUCUUUAGGGAAAUCUUUGAUACAUACACAUCCCAUACCCCAAUAGAUAAAGUCCUUUUUAUAUGUCAUCAUGUGCUCUACUUUUUUUUUUAAUGCAGUUUGUGUGAUCACUUGAUUAAUGUUUAUCUUCUUAAGUUUUGCGAAGGAAGGGACCAUAUCUGUUUUGCCCACCAGUAUAUGUUCCUGGUACCUAGCACAGUCUCGCCUUGGUUGGGGUGUGAUAAAAGCAUGUGUUGAACAAAUUAAUGAAGUCCACGCAUUUAAAAUAACCUGAAGGGAGGCAAUAGAAUUAAGCAGUCAAACAAGCAAAAAUCCUAAGAAUAAGCAGAAAAUCCUUAUUGGAAACAUGGUUAUUUGACUACAAUAUUUUUGUUUUGGUGUCUAUAAAGAGCCUGCAGGUGUUCAAUGAAGUAUUUGGGGAAGGAAGCUAAGAAAGGUGUCUUCCAGUUUCUUAUAUAGAAAUUGAGUUUAUUGUUGUCACUUCAGGCUGUUCCAUAGUUAUUUUUAAGGUAUGCAAAGUUUGUUUUUAUCUAGUGAUCAUUUCUUUAUAAUUUCUUCCAUUAGUUUUGUACUUAGACCUUAUUGUGUUCAACUAUUUACAUGUAAUUUUUUAUGUGUUAUAUUUUAAUUUUUAUAUUUUAAUAUAUCUGAUCUUUUUGGAUAUAUGGAGUGAGGCCCUAAUUUCCCUUCCUUUAUAAGUAAUCAAAUAACAAUGCAGGUAUUAUCUUUUGAAUGAUAGUAAAAUUUAGAAAGGUGGUAAGAGAUGAGGAUAUUAUAUUUUGAGAAACAAUAUGCGUAAAAGAAAUAUGGGAAUGAACAUAAUGUACUCAUGGGACUGAGAAAAUAUCUUGAUUAGAAUGGUAGAGUGGUAGAAAGGAUAUUUGUUGAGUAAGAAAAGUCCCCAAUCGUAGGGAGCUUUAAAUCCCAAGCAUAAUAAUAAAGACCUAAGCAAUCAAAACAAAAGAGUAUUUUAAUUUACAGUUGAGCACCAAUACUUGGCCAUGGCAUUUUGAAUAUUAGAAAUUAUUGAAAUAAUUUCUUGAAGGCACAGAAAUUAUACCAGUAAACGUUUUGAAAUAGGAAGUGCUUCUUAAUGGCUAAUGGCUAUGAUCUUAAUUUUUCAGUUAAUAUAAAGCAUCUAGUGUAUCAUCUCAGAAAAUCAAAGUAAUUUAAUGCUAUGUGUUAUAGCUAGAUAUCAGCUUGGUGUGUAAAUUGUUAGCAAUUUUUCACUACUAUGGAAGAGAAAAAUAUAAGCAAUAAUGUCAGAAACAUUAGAGAAAUAAUUCCUUAAAAAUCAGCUUUUAUUUGAUUAAAAGUAAGUCAUUGCCUGUGAUGAGAAUAGAUGAGAAAAAUGAUUAAUUCAGUAUGUCUGGGGUACAACAAAGACUAAAGCAUUAAUGUACUUUAGAUUACAAAACUAAGUAGGUAAAUAAGAUUCUCUUCAAGUCACUCCAUCGGUAUUUAUUUCUAGAAUUGUGGUGUUAGUAUUAAUAGCUUAAUUCUAGUAAAAAAUACUUCUUUUCAUGCAUUUAGUACUUCCUAUUUGCAACCUAUCUUCAAAUUCUACUUCCUGUUUUAAUUCUACAACCUAGAAGCUUAGUUUUUUAAGAAUAUCAUAAUAGAUACUAUUCCUGAAAUGUUCUCUGUACCCUGGAUUGCUUAAAAUCAUUGAAACAUGAAAUAGUAUUUCAGGCUCUUAAAUAAGGGAGACCUGUUAUUUAAUUGUAAAAUUAAGCUACUGCAAUUCAGCUUUUCUGAAUAGCAUAGGUAGCUGAGCUGCUGUGGGCAAAACUGAAUGGGAGAGGAUCUAAGAAGCAGUGAGCCACAGAAUGUUAGGACCUUAGGAGGCAGCUGUCAAUGGUGACAAGUCCUUUGAGCUAUGACACGUACACAGAUUCUGAGAGGGCUCUGCGGAUGCAUACAAUAUGUUGGUUUUUCCCUCGGUCAUUGGUACACUGCCCAUGGCUUCAGAUACAAGGAACGAUGAUACUGAACUUUCUGCCUUGGGCUUCUGGUUUUCUGUAGAGAGCCACCCCUUCCCAUCUCAAUUAAUUUUUAUUUUCUGCAUAUAAAAGCAGUGCAUUUGUUAUGGAAUUAUAUUUGGGAACCAAGCUUUUAUUUUCUGUAAAGAUAGAGUUAAAGAUCAUAAAUUAACAAACCACACCAUGGUUAGAAAGGCAAAGGAAUUUCAUAACAAAGCAACAUAUAAACAAGAUAAACAAUAUUUACAUUUGUCUAAUCAUAAACUGUCCUUGGGCCUAGAGAUAUAGCCAUCCCUUAGGCUACUUAUACUUUUAUUGGGAUUAGGAUAACUGGAAUUGUGCAGAAUGAUAAUUUAUGUGCCAAUACUUGCUGGAUCCUUCUCAUUUUUAACCUAAAACAAUGCAAGGAUAAUAUGCUUAGUCAAGGACCAAGGCAUUUUUGCUAUUUUUCUCCAGAAAUUUAUCUGUCAUGCUAGGAAAUAACAGAUUUCAGGAAGAGCAUCAUUAGGUUGGAGUGCCUAGCCAUAGGAAUGUAAUUACUAACUUAUUUUUCAAAUACUUCUCUGUUAUGCUAAAAAUGUGUAUUAACUCUAGAAAAAAAAAAUAGAAAAUUCAGGUAGAAGUCUUUGCUACAAAAUUGUGUAUUAAGGGAAGGUUUUGAUUUUUCCUUCCAAAACUCCAAUGAAAUCACUGAUGUAAAAAUAAGAAUGAACCCUUAGUAGCCCUAGAGAACAAGGCAGAUGCUGCUGGUAGACAGGACCGUUUGAGGAACUUCUGGAAGAUAAAGAGCUGGUGGAAUUGGGUUGAUGAAAAAUGUGUUAGAAAUCUACCCAUCAGCCUCUUCCAGUGUGGGAGCUGCUGGAGAAAUGAGAAGAUAGGGUUUGUUUUCUAAGAGCCUCAAAUAUACUUCAAACGAAGUCGACUUGGGAAUAGAAGCAGGUUGUGGGCAACUUGGGGGCAGAACAGAACUGAGGAUGUGAGAAGUUGGAGCCCAACUAAAGGUUUAUCUACUAGAAAAGUUGUUGGGAUCAAAAAGAAAACUGGUAUUUUUGCUUUUUGACACCAAAAUGUUUUUAUUUUUGUUUUUUUUUAAAGAUUUUAUUUAUUUAUAUGACAUGACAGAGAUCACAAGUAGGCAGAAGCAGGCAGAGAGAGAGAGAGGAGGAAGCAGGCUCCCUGCCGAGCACAGAGCCCAAUGCAGGGCUCAAUCCCAGGACCCUGAGAUCAUGACCUGAGCCCAAGGCAGACACUUAACCCACUGAGCCACCCAGGUGCCCCAACACCAAAAUGUUUUUAAAACAUCUUUUUCAGUUUUACCGGGGAGACCACUAACACUUAGUGGCAAAUUAAAAUGAUGUAAUCCUGGCCUUUGGAGAUGGACGAAUGGUAAUUUUCAUCCUCGGUCAGGUUAUAUGAAUUCUUGGAGAUUAUUUCUUCACUAUAGGAUUGGUUUGAAGAUUGAACCAAAUUUACCUAGCAAAUGGACAGUGAAUAUGCAUGUGAGUGUUGAGGAGUAAAUUUAGAAUUACAGAGACUAUACCAUGGUAUCUGUAUUUCUGCCCUAGGGGACCCUAUAUUUUUAAUUAAAAUCUCAGGAAAUCAACUCUUCCCUCCAAAAGAUUUGAACAAAUUUUCCAUGGCACAAGGCAAACAGAUAAAGCAUGGAGAUAAAGCAAGACAGAACUUCUGGCCAGGGAAGAAGACUGUUUAGGACAGAGGGCAGAGCCACAAAACCACACAGAAGAAGGAGCCCUUCUCAGAAUAUUAAGCAGGGGAGCAUCUAGCUUUGUGCAGAGUAUUAGGCAGUGGUGAGAGAAGGGUUUGGAGGGAGAAGGGGAUGCAAAAUUUCCUUUCCAUUCAUUAAGAAAGGGAAUUGAGCCAGGGCAUAAGUAAGGACAAUUUUUUUUGAAAAUAAUAAAGCAAACCUAUGUGGCUUGGACUAUAGGAGGUUGCUUUUAAAACAUCUUUAAAAUUUGUAUUAAAUUUUUCUUUCUGGAUAUUUCAAGUCUUUCUAUAAGUUGCAGAAAAAUAUUUGCCCCUUUAUACACCUUGGAAGUGAUGCAGUGAAUGGGGAAGGAGCUGUGAAAAAUCAGUCAUAAUGAAAUAACCAGAAACUUUGAGAACGAGUUGGGAAGAGAUGAACAGCUUUCAGACCAGAUAUUGUAACCGAAUAGGGGAAUCCAUGGCAACAGGAAUCAAAAGAUUCAGGUUUUAAUAAUAUUUGUGUGUGUUUGGGAACAGACCAGGAUAGGAGAUCAGCCAAGUUUAAGACAAGUUAACAGCUGAGGUCAUAUACCGUAAAGAAAGAAUGUGGAUUGGAACAGGUCUGAGUCAGUAGCUAAGUUAGUUACUAUAGGAUCAGAAAUCCAUACUUGUAAGCUUGACAACUAAGAAUAUUAUCAGUUUUCUUCCUUUUUUGUUUCCUUCUUGGUUUUAAUAUAGUUCUUUUUUUAAAAUUUUUUUUAUUUUUUCAGCAUAACAGUAUUCAUUAUUUUUGCACCACACCCAGUGCUCCAUGCAAUCCAUGCUUGAAGGAUCUUUUAGUUGAGCUCAAGAGUAAUAGGAAAUGGAUUGGGCUGUGCUCCUAACUGAGCUGAAGUCCUAACAGAUGAGCAGUAUACUCCCAGGGUCUACAUACUGAAAGACAAAGAAGAUAUGAGGGCUCUUCGAAAGCUGCUCCUUUCUAUCCAAAAAUUUCUCCUUUAGUUAUCUCUUCUGUCCUGGAAAGCUUGAAGUUUUUUUUUUUUUUUUUUUUUGAUUUAUUAAGGGUAACUCUUCAAUGUCAGGGCUUACACCCAACAACUGUGUGGAGUACUGUAUUUCAUGCUUGUGAUUUCGGUGUCAAUCCUGUAGACUGAAUUGGGACUGAAUUCUGGACUCAGAAUGACAUAAAAAACAAUGAAUGGAUUGCUUUAGCUAUGGAGAAAACUAUUGUCAGAAGAUUUGACCUAAAAAUGAUUGCUUACAUACCCAAAAUUCUUAAGAAUAUUUCCAAGUACUUUGGGACUGCAUUUGUUAACAUGAGGGAAAAGAUAUUUCUAAUCUUCCAAAAAGAAGGUCUGAAAUAUGAAUAUUGGCUUCUCAUUAGUAAAGUACUCCCUAUCCCGGAUAUUUUCUUUUAAUAGCCAAAAGCCAAGUAUUUAAGAGGACAGACCUAUUUUCAGAUGGAACUUCCUUCCGUUCCAAGGCUCCUUUUCUGGAAUAUAUGAUUUCAUGGUACUCUCUUGCUGUAUCACUGAUCACAGCAUGAGCUUAUCCUGUCAAUCUCUAAGAACCAGUGCUAGAGGUAGGAUUUUACUAAAAUCAAGGUCUAGCUUUUCACUGGAAAUAGAUUUUUUAAAGUAUUUUGGUUAUGUGGUCUCCAUUGUCAUUAACACUAAUACUUCCUGACUCUGAUAAGCACUUUACAGCUGAUGAGGAGCUUCCAGUGCCUGACAAUAUCUUCAGAAGAAUCCUAUGAGUAAGCAUUAAUAUAACCAAGGAAGCUGAGGUUGUUUUCCAUAUCCAUAACCUUCCUCAUUGCCAUAGAAAAACUGAAAGGCUCUUCGUAUAAAUAUUAGGAAGUUAAUAUUCCUUCAUUAUUUAUAUCAUUUCUGGAGUCAGAGUGGAUAGCAAGAACCUAUAAAUAGAUAAAGUUUAAUUUUGAACUUUAUAAAACUGUGCUGUAAUUCAGACCUCCCUA